ACCAUUCAUCUCGCUCCCACAUACACAGACCCUCCUGUGUGGCAGUAGAGGUAGAGAGACUUAACACUAUGCUUCUCGAAAGGAAAAUUGGUAAAUCCAUCCUAGGCAAGGUACAUCUAGCCAUGGUCCGCUACCACGAGGCUGGGCGUUUCUGUGAGAAGGAUGCACCAUGGGACCAGAUUUCUGCAGUGUAUCAUUUGGAAAGAGCUGCCAUGUGCGGAGAGCUUGAGGCUAUAGUUGCCCUUGGCCAAUGUUAUCUUCAGCUGCCACAUCACAUUCUACCAGAGAUCGAAUUAGAGGCAUCUGUGGAAAACAGCAAGAAGGGUUUCCGCUUUCUGCUGCAGGCCGCUGAGGCAGGAGACCGGCCGAGUAUGAUUCUAGUAGCACGAGCAUUGGACAGGGGUUUGAACCUCCCUUCUGAUAGGGCUAUGGACUGGAAGCAGGCCGUGUACUGGUAUGACUCUGCCCUUAAGAUGACGGACUAUGACGAGGGGGGAGAGUUUGAUGGGAUGCAGGAUGAGCCACACUACCUUCUGUUGGCACGAUUGGCUGAGAUGUACCAGGAGGGAGGGUACAACCUGGAUGCAGACCCCCAAAGAGCAGGUGAUCUUUUUACUGAGGCGGCUGAUGCAGCUAUGGAGGCCAUGAAGGGCAGACUGGCCAAUCAGUACUACAUGAAAGCAGAGGAAGCAUGGGCUAUGAUGGAAGAAUGAAAGUGCUGGUGUGGAAAAAAAGCAUGAACAUAGUUCCUAUUUUGCACCCAGCGCCUGUUUACAUGCCGUUUUCAAUGCCUUAUGUUUUCUUUGGGUCCCUUUGACUUAAGAGAACUAAUGUUGAUAUUGGAUCCGUUUUCUAAUGAAUGUGACAAGGGCAUACGCUGAUUCAGUGAUAUACUGAGGUGCUACGUACACAUAUUCUCCUGAUUAAUUUUUCAUUAAGAAUGGUUGCACAGUGUCUGCAACCUGUUUAGGUUGCUUCAUGGGAAUAUGUGCAUUAUCUGUCAGUUAUUUCUUUCUCCUGUUUCCAACUGGAUGUUUCUUUAAUAAACACGUUGUGACUGUUAAAAAAUGGCAUCCCUGAUUGAACUUCUGUCAAAUUAAUUUGCUAGUAUUGUUAGAUCUGAUGUCUAAGAAUAUUAAGCAUCAAUAGCUAUUGCUGUGAGUUUUAACCUGUUUUCUGUUGACUGUCAAAAAACUUUCAGAAUUCACUAUAAUCAAGGAGUGUAGAAGUGUGAUCAUUUUUCCUGGUUAUUUUUCAAAUGAGAGCAAGAUUACAAACAAACAAUAAAAUCAUAAUGCUU
Molecule: messenger RNA, 1300 nt
Organism: Sinocyclocheilus grahami
Lineage: Eukaryota; Metazoa; Chordata; Actinopteri; Cypriniformes; Cyprinidae
Product: eukaryotic elongation factor 2 kinase-like
Exons: 5
Coding region: 69-713 (214 amino acids)
Molecular function (GO): protein binding
Source: RefSeq, a predicted model, not a curated record